AGACGCGCCGCUUGAGGCGGAACUGUCAUGGCUGCGCCUAUGUGUAGUCACGGGGUUCUGUUCGAAGGACAGUCCACAGCAUGUGCUUUUUUUUUUUUAGAAAGACAGCAACUUGCGUUGCAUCUUGGGUAUUUGAAAGUGUGCCAGUAGAUAGCAGAAUGAAUAGCAAAGCACGUUCGUUGUUAUGGACCAUCCGACGAUUCAGUACGUUACUUCCAAGAAGCAGAGCUUUGAGGAUAGAUCCAUUGGGAUCUUGCAGACCAGAGGUUAUUCAUUCAAAAUGGAACCCAAGAAACCAUCGGCUAAAUGUUUUUGAUGAGGGAUUGCAACCAUCUGUUAGAUACCUCUUUCAGGAUAUAUUUAUUUCUAAAUCAGUACAUGGUUGUAUUCAAACUAAAGGCAUAAGCCAUUCAGCCGUUUUUAAACCUGAUAGGAUACUUUGUCCUAGAACACUGUCCUUUGACGCAAAACAUUCUUUUGCCUCUGAUGGGACAUCUGAUCAUGAUUUAAAGAAAAUAAAUUUUCAUCAUACCUCCAGUGAAGAUGUGUUCACCAAGAAAGUAAGACCAACCCCUGUGAAUUAUAAAAAGCUGGCCCAGGAGUGUAACUCUCUGAGUGAUGUGCUGGACACAUUUUCAAAAGCACCUACAUUUCCUGGUAGUAACUAUUUCUUAGCAAUGUGGAUAAUUGCCAAAAGGAUAUCUGAAGACAAGAGGCGCUUUGAGAGACAGUUGAUGUUCAGUCACCCUGCCUUUAACCAGCUGUGUGAGCAGAUGAUGAGAGAAGCCAAGAUUAUGCACUAUGACCACCUCUUGUUCAGCCUUAAUGCUGUAGUGAAGCUCGGAAUCCCUCAGAACACUCUUAUGGUACAGACUUUGCUGAGGACGAUUCAGGAGCGCAUCAAUGAGUGUGAUGAGAGAUGUCUUUCAAUUUUGUCAACCGCUUUAGUGUCAAUGGAGCCAUGCAUGAAUGUGAAUGCGCUUCGAGCAGGGCUGCGAAUCCUAGUUGAUCAGCAAGUUUGGAACAUAAAACAUGUCUUCACCUUACAAACAGUGAUGAAAUGUAUUGGGAAAGACGCACCAUCUGCACUUAAGAAGAAAUUGGAGAUGAAAGCCUUGAAGGAGUUAGGCAGAUUUUCCGUCUUGAAUAGCCAGCACAUGUUUGAAGUCUUAGCUGCUAUGGAUCUCCGCUCUGUUGUCCUUCUGAAUGAAUGCAGUAAGGUUGUCAUAGAUAAUGUCCAUGGGUGUCCUUUUAAAGUAUUGAUCAGCAUACUGCAGUCCUGUAGAGACCUCCGAUACCAAAAUGAAGAUCUCUUCAAAAGCAUAGCAGAAUAUGUGGCUACAACCUUUGACAUCUGGAAGUUGAAACAAGUUAUCUUUUUCCUCUUAUUAUUUGAAACCCUUGGUUUUCGACCUCCUGGUUUGAUGGACAAGCUUAUGGAGAAAGUAGUACAGGAGCCUGGCUCUCUAAACGUGAAGAACAUCGUUUCUAUCCUGCACGUGUAUUCUUCUCUCAAUCAUGUUCACAAAAUCCACAACAGAGAGUUCCUAGAAGCUCUGGCGAGUGCUCUGACUGGCUGUCUUCACCACAUUUCUUCUGAAAGCCUGUUGAAUGCUGUGCAUUCAUUUUGCAUGAUGAAUUAUUUUCCCCUGGCCCCUAUUAACCAGCUUAUCAAAGAGAAUAUCAUCAACGAACUGCUGACUUCAGGCGACACAGAGAGGAAUAUUCAUAAGCUUCAUGUUUUGAAUGCUUGUCUGAAACUUGAUGAAAGUCCUUACAAAUCUAUGCACAUGCCUUUGCCACGGCUGCCACUGUCAGCAUCACAGCCAGACGAGAAGCUUGCAGAGGUCCUCAGCAGGCUUCUGGAAGGGGAAGGACGCUUCUCGAGAAAUGUGCCAUUGCCACAUAAUUAUCACAUUGAUUUUGAAAUCAGAAUGGAUACUAACAGGACCCAAGUAUUUUCAUUUUCUGAUGUAGAUGCAAGUUCUGCCACAAACAUGCAGAGAGUAGCAGUGCUGUGUGUUCCUAAGUCUGUUUACUGUUUAAAUUCAUGCCACCCCAGAGGAUUGAUGGCCAUGAAAAUCCGACAUUUGAAUGUAAUGGGCUUCCAUGUGAUCUUGAUCCAUAACUGGGAGCUGAAGAAACUAAAGAUGGAAGAUGCGGUCACAUUUGUGAGGAAGAAGAUCUAUUCAGAUGAAGCACUUCCCACUACUGAUACAACUGUGUAAAGCUUGGAUUAAAUAAGACAUUUAUCAGAACACACAGUUGUAAAAUGAUUUUAAUAAAGGCUGUGGUUCAGUUA
This is a messenger RNA of Mus caroli (Ryukyu mouse), 2302 nucleotides long. It is a transcript of the gene Fastkd2, whose product is annotated as FAST kinase domains 2. Gene Ontology annotation, molecular function: RNA binding. The record is from RefSeq and is a predicted model, not a curated record. Gene Ontology annotation, biological process: mitochondrial RNA processing; regulation of mitochondrial mRNA stability. Gene Ontology annotation, cellular component: ribonucleoprotein granule; mitochondrial matrix. Lineage: Eukaryota; Metazoa; Chordata; Mammalia; Rodentia; Muridae.